GUAUGUUUAUUCGCCAACAGAUACUGAUAAGUGUUAUCGCUCAUCUCGCCCGGUAGCUGAGCUGAGUUGAAAAGUAACCUUAAGACAUUUGCAUCCUGAGGAGCUUUACACUACUAAAAGAAAAUUUGAGUCGACAACUUUAAUAUUUAACGCGGAAUCGAAUUAAUCCUCCAAUUGAUCCUCUUUGAACGUGCGUUCAACAUGACUUGUUCAUUAUAAUCUCACCAUUUCCCGCUUUCCGGCACUUUGCCAGCAGCCCCACGAAUCGGUGGUGCCGGCCGCAAUUUAGUUAAUCAGUUAAGGUUGCCCCGCCACAAAUGACCCGACCAAUGAUGGUCCGAUUCUUACGUCAGUAUUGCCCGAGAUACCGUCCGCUGCGCAUUGUUUGCCACCCGAAAUGACAACAUCGUUGAAAACCUACUGCAUAAUCGGUGCUGGACCGGCUGGACUUUGCACGGCCCGGCAUGUGCUCGAUGUCGCAGACAGCAGCGCGGUGACCGUGUUUGAGCAAACGGAUAAAAUUGGUGGUCUGUGGGCGUACAGUGAUAGCACUGGGAAGGAUCGAAAUGGGCUAGAUAUUUACUCCUGCCUUUACGCUAGCCUGCGUACGAAUCUGGUCAAGCAAGGAAUGGGCUACCCGGACUAUCCGAUUGAUGAGGAUGCCAAGACGUUCGUCACGAUUCCGGUCGUUAUAAAGCAACUGGAAGGGUAUGUCGACAAAUUUCAGCUACGCCGCGUGAUUAGAUUUGAACACCAAGUAAUACGGGUGACACGCCGGUUCGAAUCCGAACAAUGGGAUGUACUGGUGAGAGAUUUAUGCAACGAUCGCUACACAACGUACCGGUUUGAUUACGUUCUAAUAUGCAACGGACACUACACAUCCCCGGUGGUGCCACAGUUUCCGGGACAAGAGAUAUUCCAGGGUCUUCAAAUCCAUAGUCGAGAUUAUCGGCGUAGCGUUGAUUUCAGCAAUCAACGUGUGCUCGUCGUUGGCGGUGGCCACAGUGGUGUGGAUAUAGCGCCAGAUCUGGCCAACCACGCAUCGCGUGUCGUUCUGAGCCAUCGCUGUAAGAUUCCUGUCCAUACGGGCGAUCGCGUGAUUCAGCGACCGGAGGUUCGGUUGCUAACGGCAGCCGGUGCCACGUUUGUCGAUGGCGAAACGGAAGAUUUCGAUGUUAUCAUCUACUGCACCGGCUAUCGAUACUCGGUACCAUUCCUGUCCGUGGAUUCGGGCGUAACGGUGCACAGUAAUGCAAUCACUCCGCUGUAUUAUCACUGCAUCAACAUCAACCAACCGAGCAUGGCCUUCAUUGGGUUGCCCUUUAACGGUUGCCUGAUGUUGAUGAUGGAUCUGCAGGCUCGCUUUUGUGUGAAGUUCUACAGUGGACAGAAACAUUUACCGAGCCAGGAAGAGAUGCUACAAGAGUGGCAACGAGACAGAAAUGAGCGAGAGCAACGUAAUCUUACCGGCAAAUUGACGCACAUGCUAGCCGGCGACCUACAGCAGCGGUACUACGAUGAUCUGGCACGAAUUGCCGACAUUGAGUCACUGCCACCGGUGUUGGCCAAAAUGCAUGCCGAUUGCAUUGCCAGUAAAAACGAAGAUGUCAACUUCCGGAAUUAUGAGUAUCGUAUCGUCGAUGAUCAUAGUUUCAUCAAAGUACCAUUGCCAGCAGAUAACGAUAGUACCGCGGAAAUAGCAUAGAGUGGGGAUAGCACUCUUAACAGCACAAUAAAGAACUAUUCCGAACUUCCAUUGAAAUUCAUUGAAGAUUAGCGGAACACGACGAUAUAACAACAUGAAUUUCAUAUUGACGCCAUCCUAAUGGUGAACUCUUUUAAACGUAUUAGGUAUAAGAUGUUUGCUUUUCUAAAUGUGCAUUAAAAUCCCUUAAUUAUUUAUUA
Anopheles aquasalis is the source of this 1905-nucleotide messenger RNA. Its product is annotated as senecionine N-oxygenase-like. The record is from RefSeq and is a predicted model, not a curated record. Gene Ontology annotation, molecular function: N,N-dimethylaniline monooxygenase activity; NADP binding; flavin adenine dinucleotide binding. Lineage: Eukaryota; Metazoa; Arthropoda; Insecta; Diptera; Culicidae.